Messenger RNA from Pogonomyrmex barbatus (red harvester ant), 2127 nucleotides. RefSeq names its product F-box protein pallbearer (gene pall). The record is from RefSeq and is a predicted model, not a curated record. Gene Ontology annotation, biological process: protein polyubiquitination. NCBI's taxonomy places the organism in Eukaryota, Metazoa, Arthropoda, Insecta, Hymenoptera, Formicidae. Gene Ontology annotation, molecular function: protein binding.
AUGAAAACAUGCUCCCUCCCAGUUAAUGGUGAGAGGUUGCAAUACUGAAUGCAUUCAUUGAUUAUAGGUCAUCUUUAUCGAAGCCCAUGUCCGUGAGCACGAGCACCUUGUAGUAUCAUCGGUUCGCGUCAGUUGUAAUACGGUGUUCAGUGUUAAGUGGUAGUGAACAUCUUGCGUUACACAUGGAAUGGAAAAGAACACCAGUUGACAUGGUUGGCGAGCAACGGAAACGCUUGUACGAUUCCAUCGUGCGACAGACGAACGAUGAUUCGCAGCUGCAGCUGAUAAAUCUCCCUGAUGUUUGCUUGGAAGCAAUUUUAUCAAAUCUCACCUACGAUGAGAUUUCUAAAUAUAGGAUUGUUUGUAGACAAUUUGACCGGAUCUGCAAGAAACUGCUCAAUCGUGGUUUCAAUCUCAUGGAGAAAUAUCAUGCGCAAUGCCUCCGCACUGUCAAAAGCAAGUUACCGAGGAGAGAGUCAGAACGACGGAGUCAUCCUCUUGCCCGUCAUUGCGAUAUUUUGACAGCGAUAGAAACGAGAAUCUCUAUGCUAUCAAUGACUUUCAUCAAAUAUGUUGACCUGAAUGUUUGCUGCUUUAUUCCUGGAAAGGUAAUUGAUGAAAUUUUCCGUGUUCUUCGAUUAAUUCGAGAGACAAAAACACCACCUAGGGCACAUGAAAUACUUCAGGAGUUACGGGAUAUAAGCAGCAUGGCCAUGGAGCAUUUUGAUGAAAAAAUUUUGCCAGAUCUGAAGCAUAAUAUUUGCACAUCUAUGGUUGGUACUGUGAACUCAUAUGAUCUACCUGGUGGUGUUAUGAUUUCUCAUGGUAGAAAUAUAAAUAAUUCUGCACUGCCACAUUGCAACAAUCAUAAUGUGAACUGCUUUGAGAAGCUUAAUCAGACUUUUAAGAAAAUUAAUGAUCGUACAAAAAGGAAUAAGAUAUUCUUCCUAUCUGUAAGAAACCAAAUGGGUAAAAUGAAAUUUAGAAUGCAAAGACAAGAAUAUCAGAUACGGAAGCAAAAUCUGAGGUUACAUAAGCAGGCAAAAAAGAUACAUGAUCAAGAUGUGCAAUUAGCUGAGUUGCGAAAGCAUCUUGAAGAAUGGGAACAAAAGAUGGUCGAUUUAACUACUGAAGUGAGUCGAGCGCGAGAGGGAACUCAGAAUCCUGAUUCGUUAGAAAGUCGCAAGCGGAAAGCACACAUAGACAUUAUCAACACUGAUGCCGAGACACUUCAACAAACAAACGAGUUGCAGGCCAGGAAGCGUAAACUUAUAGUAGAAAGAAAAGUAUCAAGUGAUGCGCAAGAUAUGAAGUUUAAAAAAUUCAUGUCAGAAUUACUGGGAAAGAAUAUGUUAGAUGGUUACUUCGUUGAUCCCUCAUGUCCACGUUGACUCGACUUUUUUACAUCAACACUUCUAGUAUGAAGGUUUUUGCAGAAUUAUUAUACUCUUUAUAUAAUACAUUUUUCAAUUGUUAUAACAAAAUAGAAGUAACCAAAAUGUACAUCUUGUAUAUCUAAAUCUUAAUGUAUUAUAAAAACAUUUUUAUUUUUAAGCACUGAUUAAAAAAAUUCAAAUGAAAAUUAAUAUUUUUAUUUAAUUAAAUUGCUUUUUAUUCUAAGAACAACAUCAUACAUAAACGAAUGAGUUGAGUUUAUAGCGCUUUACUUAAAAAGAUUAACAAAAUAGACUUUGAUAAAUGCUAUGUAAAUCUUAUCCAAAAUAUUUUAUUGUGCAUUUAUUGGUGAACUGAAGAAUAAAGACAAUAAACUAUGUUGCAAUAACAUAAUAAAAUAUAUUUUAUUAAAAUGUUUUAAUAAACAUUAUUUUUAAACAUUUUAAUAAAAUGUAUAUUAAUAUGUGAUAUGUAUUCAUUAAAAUAAUAUGUCAUUUAAUAAUAUAUCAUUUUAAUGAAAUGAUAACUUGAAACAUUGAAAGACAUUGAUCUUAUUUAUAAUGUUAUACAAAAAUUCUGUAAAGAAUAUAACUAAUUUUGUUAUAAUUAAAUAUAAAAUUAUGUAUAAUCCCUGACAUAUGAAAGACUGUAAUUCAUAUUAAAUAUUGAUCAAUAUAUAAUAAUUUAGCUUGUAUUAUUUUAUCACCAUUUCAUAAUUCUAUAGAUCUAAAA